UUGUUUCUUUUCUCUCUCCUGUUGUUGUUCCCAGAAUCAACAUUCUUCCAUUACUUUGGUAAAUCCAGCUAGAAUUUUGCAUGUUUUAGUGGUUGAUUACUUCCUUAUUUUGAAUUUUUGUAUACCGGCAUCAGUAUUCUGUACACUGAUUCUCAACCGAGGAAGGGUAAAGUUCAAGCUUCGCCAUGAAUCGUGCCGACAGUCCUCGGUUUUGUGCCUCCUUUGACUGCCCUAAUGACAGCACCACUGGCCGUGAUAAAAGUUUCUUCACUUUUCCCCUCGAUGUUAAAAAUUGCAGAAUAUGGAUCAAAAAUAGCGGCAGAAAAGACCUGGCCAAUAAACACCCCUCUCAACUCUAUCAACAUUUCUACUUGUGUAGCGAUCACUUUGAGGAUUCAGCAUUUGUGUCUCGUUUUUGUAUCAGAAGACGCAGAUUGACCGCAAAUGCCAUACCCACCCUAUUUAGCAACAGUUUAUCUGAGGUAUCUUCAAGAGGAAUGAAAAGGAAACUGAAAGUUCCUUCAACAGGAACAAAGCGAAAAAAAGUAUCCAUCCUAGAGGCGGAUGGAAAAGCUACACAUGAGCAUAUCCGUGCGGAAAAUUUGUGCAGAGUCGAAAAUAAUGAAGAUGAGGCCAAAGUAGUGUUGGACUGCCAUUACCCCAGAAUGGGAACAUUUCCAGAGCAAGAAGGAUACAUACAUGAAACUAAAUCCUACGGAAACCUAGCUAAACAAGUACAAGAACUCAGCCAAGAAGUUUUAAGACUGAAAGCAUUGAAAGUAGAAAACGAAAAGCUUAAAGCAGAAAAAAUUGAGCAAUCUGCCCUUCACAAAAAAACUCUGGCUGUGAUGGAGGGACAAGUACAGUAUGAGACAAAGGUCCGGCAGAUGUGGAAAAGUAAUCUUGAAAAGCUAGGUCUUCCAGUAGAAGACUUGGACAAUCAAGAAUUAUUUUUCAGGAGAGUACUAUCCAGUCCAAACUUCAUGAAAACUCUUACACAGCGCAUUGUCAGUGGAAAUAUCAGCAAAAACUUUGAAAAACCAUCCAGAGGGAAUCUCAGGGCUAGUUUGAAACUCCUCCGAUCUCAAGUCACAACUUUGGAGGUGGAACGAUCUGCUUUACGAGCAACUUGUGCCCAGUUAUCAGCUGAAAAAGAGGAGGCAAUGCAAAGUCUGGACUAUUUCAAAGAAAAUUACGAUCGGUUGCUGAGGGACCAGAUAAAUUUAGAAAAACAACAGGAACUGCUAGUCACUAAAAAUGAUGAACUCUUGUCAAGAUGGAGACACACGCAGCGAGCGUUUAAUGCCCUUCAAACCGAAACAAGGUUUCUCAGGGAAGAAAAUUCUGCACUCAGGGAACAGAUCAACGCUCAUGAAGCCUUGGAUGAAAAAAAUGAGUCUUAGGAUUCAAGAAACUUUGCUUUUUGCAAGAAAUACUUUUACUUUGAAGGUGCCUCAAUUGUAUACGCUGUUGCUCAAGCUGAAUUGUUUCCAGAACCAUCAGCCCUGAAGAAUUGGAGAUUGGUUGGAAAGCUAGCCGAGUCUCACCACAAUGUUUUUUCUUUCUGUUUAAAUUGCUAAUAUUAGUAACUAUUACAUGCUGUGAUAUUUAUUUUAUUAUGUUUGUUAUUUAAUUUAGAUUAAAUUUAGUACUUGGAUUUAACUAAAUGUCCCUUGGCAUAGAAAAAAAUAGUCUGAAAUGAAGCAGUACGUGAACAAGAAUCAUAUUGAGUAGCCAUUGUCUGGUUGUGCUUUAGAUUUUCAACCAGUUUUCAGCGUUUGCGAAUGCACAGGAAUUUCUGUGCUGUAUAGUAACCACUAAGUUCACUCGCAGAAUUGUCAUUCUGAAGAAACAUAAAGAAAAUAUGGAACCGCAGACUGGAGGGAAACAAGGGGCCAAUAGGGAUAUACUGAGCAAAAGACCACAAACUCUAUUAACAGUGUCUUCUAGUUUAAUUCAAUGGACCUGAAACAUAUUACUCUUCUUAUCAUCUCUCAUAAGUUUUGCUGGAUACAGGGAAAUUUUAUACAACCAUUUCUGAGAUAUUAACUCAUAAUAAUAGGAAAAAUCACUGGAAUUUGUCAUUAAACGCCUAUACUCAUCAAACUGAAUAUUCUUUUGAGGAGUUUGAACCUUUGACUGGCCUAUCCCUAACCUAUCCCUUGUUCUCUCCUCUAGCCUCUUAUUUGCUUCUUUCUCUCAACAAGUUUUAAUUCUUAAUGCCAUUUUAACAAUUUAUGUGGUUCUUAAUGUCAUUUAUUCUUCUUUGUAUAUCUGAUCCUUUGCUCCCUCUCAAAAAUAGAUGGUCAAAGUGUGAAAUCUUGUAUCUCUAUCGUGAUGUUUCAAAAUUUCCAUUAUUUUAUUUUUUUAACAGAAACAACCCAAUUUUAUAGAUUGACAUCUAUACAGAAUAUAUAUUUUUCUAACAGUAGAAAACUCAAGGAAAUGUUCCAUAAAUUACAUUGACAAGUUUUCCACCAAAAAGGAAAAAAAAAUAAGUAUGAUAGGAAGUGCGCUAUAUCGAAAAUGGAGAUAGGUAUUCUCGCACUUUGGCCAUCAAUAUAAAUAUUUUUUAGCUCAUCAAGAGGCAGUCCCCAAAGUACUCUUGAAUUACACAAAGUGAUUUUUCUUAAAUACUUCACAAUUACAAAUAUCUUGAAAAUGGCACCUUAAAUCUCCAAGCACUCAGCAGAACUUUAGUGCUGGAGGUCUGUCUGAAAGGCAGACUUUUCCUAUAUGAGUCCUGUGGUUUUUUUUUAAUGAACUAAGGUGGUUUCACUUCAGUCAAGUAAAAAUAAAAAUGAACUAAUAGAAAUAAAAGUUUCAAAACUUGGCGGUAGUGUUAUUUAUUUGAGGUCAAUGCUUAUACGUCAAAAACAUACAAUCGUACUGUGGACAUCUCUGUCAAUGUGUAACGAUAUAACUUUGUACUUAGGCACUGAUGGAUGCAGCAAUCGUUGCUUGUAAUGUAUUUAGAGUCACUGAAGCGUCACCAAUCCUAUGGCCUUGUCCCUGCUAGUGCCGUUUAUUGAACUUCGGGUGAAGUUGUUCCAGGAACUUAUUAUAACUUAGCUUCGACUUGUUCACAGAAUUAAUUUGCUCAAAUUGCGCUUGUGUGGACAAGGCCUAUGUUCUGAAAGUUACCAAGACCUUAUAGGUUUGCCAAGUUACCCUAUGAUCCAAUCUAAGAUCAAGCCAGCCCUUAAUGCACCUAAAGUUAAGGUCAUUAUCAAAAUUUUGUUGUGAUGUUUUUCGGUUUUCUGCUUUCAUCUUAUUCUUUCAAUUUAUUAAUUAGUAGCUAAGGAUUUUAUUUCCCUUUUCAAAAUAUCCAUAGCACUUACUUCUUUUUUCUUACAUCAAUUUGAGGUGGUUGUUUUCAAUGGUCUUUUUUUUAUUGUUUUUAUCUGCAGCGUAUUUGAUGACAUUGGUAUAUUUAUCCUGCCUCUCUGAUUACUGCCAAUCUUUGUCGAAAAUUUAAAUUUUAAAAUUUCGUCCUGGAUAGAUCCACUCCUCUGUAAAAAUUGCUAUUAUACUUUUUCUCUUAUUCAUGUUUUCAUAUCUUCCUCUUCUUCCAGUUCAACCGAAUUUAAUGCAGAGUUCGCGCUUUUUUGGCAUCACUAUUCUCAUACAUUCUUCAUUUGUAAUGUUAAAGUUAAUGUUUAUAUGGCAGAAGAGUUUCUUCAUUUAGUCUCUGAUCUUGUUUAGUUUUUAUUUAAUUUCUAAUUUUCUUAAAGAAAUAGUACCAUUUACAAGAAUAUUACGUUUAUGUCGUAUCAAAAAUAUUACCCAAUUUUUUUUUAACUUUUUCUUUUUUUUCUCAUAUGUAUCUUUGUUGCCAAACUGUGGUAAGCAAACUGUUUUAAAUCUAGAAUUUGAAGGGCUCAAACCGAAGAUAUUUAUCUGAUAGGAGCCUCAUAAAGCAGAUGUAACGUUAAAAAGCAGUUCAUUUGAAUGGUAAAUCAAAGAAAUCAAACUUUGAAACCACUUACCAGUAGUGAGAGCAAAAGUCAAUAGAAGUCGGCCAUGAAUUUCUAAUUUGAAGAAUUUGAAAAUUUUUAGAUUUUCAUGAUACAAAAGCACUGUUUUUACAUAUUUUGAGAUGAUCAAUGAGGUGUACAAUAUUGAGUCCUGUGUAUCAUCAGUCGAAGUUAUCGAUUUCGCCCCGAGUCCAUUCGUUCGAUGAGCUCUUCAUUUUCUCUUUCACUAUCCUUUGCUAUCUUUGUCAAACAGAAAACAUCGUAGAUGAAAAAUGAGCAAAGCAAUUUUUUAAGCAAACCUAGGUGUAUCAACUUGAGCAAAAAGGCUUUUUUUGUUUGUUCCUGAUUUAUUUGAAGUAGGAACAUUUCAAAAUCACCAUCUUCUAAGUUCUGCAGAGAUUUCAUCAGUUGAUACGCUUUUGGUUAGACUUUUUAUUUUUAUCAAUCCUCAUUUAGUUUUUUUCUAGUUUCUAUAUUUUGUUUUUUGUAAAAUAUGCAAGCAGUUAUUAAUAUAUUUCAUUGAUAGUUUGUACUACA
Molecule: messenger RNA, 4514 nt
Organism: Bemisia tabaci
Lineage: Eukaryota; Metazoa; Arthropoda; Insecta; Hemiptera; Aleyrodidae
Molecular function (GO): sequence-specific DNA binding
Source: RefSeq, a predicted model, not a curated record